AGUAUGGGCAUUUGGGGAGAUAUAGACUUGUAAACGGUCAGGCAGCAGAGUCGUCGUCGGAGAUAUUCAUCCAUGACAACCCCAUAUACCCCAUUUCGAGUGAUCAAUUGCAACAUUGAGAGAAGGCCCUCCCUCUCACGCAAUUUUCAUCACCUCAAUACCUCACUUUCUUCUGCUUUCAAGACAAUCUUGAGAGAAUUGCGACAAGUUCCGAUGCAAAUAGAUGCUUCAGGAACCAUCAAGAAUGCUUCUGUGAAAAUAUUGGACGCCUUUGUUGAUUCGGUGUUUGAGUUUGCUGACCAGCCGUUGCUCCCAUCUCAGGUAACAACCAACUUCCGGCCGAUCCAUUUCAGGCAGCAUUCCCAUGCAUGCACAGACAAGCGCGUACGUAACAGUAACUUUGCUCCUGUGGAUGAGUUGAAAGAAGCCGUUCUGAUAACUGAAAUUGAAGGAAAUAUUCCCGACAAUUUCCAAGAAGGUGUCUACAUCAGAAAUGGACCAAACCCCCUUUUUGGGAGACUUAAAAUUACUAAAUCCAUAUUUGGAAGGUCAAGUCACAUGUGGGUGGAAGGAGAAGGAAUGCUUCAUGCUUUGUAUUUUACCAAAGCAAGCGAUGGAAGCUGGAAUGUUGUAUACAAUAACAGACACGUUGAAACUGAAACAUUCAAGCUAGAAAAGCAAAGAAAUAAACCGUCUUUUCUCCCAGCUGCAGAAGGCGAUUCCCCUGCUGUUUUGUCUGCUUUUCUCCUGAAUUCGUUGAGGUUUGGCAAAGUAAACAAGGAAAUGAGCAACACCAACAUUUUCAAGCAUUCAGGGAAGUUGUACUCAAUUGCAGAAACUGACAUCCCUCAAGAGAUUGACAUUUUUACACUGAAAACUUGCAACAAUUGGGAUGUCAAUGGAUCCUGGAAACGACCUUUUAGCAGCCACCCAAAGAGAGUUCCAGAUACUGGAGAGUUGGUUAUUAUGGGGGUGGAUCCUAUCAAACCUUUUUUUGAAGUGGGAGUGGUUUCUGCGGAUGGGAAGAAAUUGAUUCAUAAAGUGGAUCUCAAACUGAAGAGGUGUACCCUAAGCCAUGAGAUAGGGGUAACUCAGAGGUAUAAUGUGAUCAUGGAUUUUCCACUGAUUAUAGACAUAAAAAGGCUUAUUAGUGGAGGCCCAUUGAUAAAGUACAAUGGGGAAGAAUAUGCAAGGAUUGGGAUUAUGCCUCGAUAUGGUGAUUCGGAUUCAAUCAAGUGGUUUGAGGUGGAACCCAGUUGUUGUUUUCAUAUUUUCAACAGUUUUGAGGAUGAUGGUGAGGUUGUAGUGUGGGGGUGCAGAGCUCUUGAUUCAAUCGUUCCGGGGCCUGAUAUGGGUGUGGAUAAAUUUGAGUGGUUUUCCAGAAGAUUUAGACCUUUAAAUUCAGAUGAAAAAAAUAUGAAUACUUCAACAGAAGAUGGGUUAUUAUUUUCUCGUUGUUACGAGUGGAGAUUAAACAUGCAAACGGGAGAAGUUAGGGAGAGAAAUCUCAUUGGAACCAAAUUCUCUAUGGAUUUUCCUAUCAUCAAUGAACAUUUUACAGGCGUUCAAAACAGAUUUGGGUACACCCAAGUUGUCGAUUCAAUCGCGAGCUCUACCUCCGGCUUGGCUAAAUAUGGAGGUCUAGCCAAAUUAUACUUUGAGGAGGCAGACACAAGAUUCACUUUGAUAAAAAGACAUUGUGAGGAGCCGAUCAAGGUGGAAUAUCAUAUGUUUGAGGCGAACACAUUUUGCACUGGUUCUGCAUUUGUCCCAAAACAUGGAGGCGUUGAAGAAGAUGAUGGCUGGAUAAUCACUUUUGUUCACAAUGAAGAUAGCAACACAUCUCAAGUUUAUGUAAUUGAUACCAAGAAGUUUUCUUGUGAGCCAGUUGCCAAAAUUACAUUACCAUGCAGAGUUCCCUAUGGAUUUCAUGGAGCUUUCAUGCCAAUCUCAUUGCCAACUUAAUCGCAAUAGAUAUGAAUUUAUUGUUUUUUAUUUUGUCCAAGCUGGUUUAAAUUGGGUGUAAUCAUGCAUAUAUGUAGCUAGUAGUUUAUGUGGUCAUUCGAUCAGUGUUGUCUUUAUGUAAACUCGUAAUAAUUGCAUUGGUCUAAUUAGGGCUUACUGUCUAUUAACUACCAUUGCUUUGGGCUUGAGAA
Molecule: messenger RNA, 2156 nt
Organism: Alnus glutinosa
Lineage: Eukaryota; Viridiplantae; Streptophyta; Magnoliopsida; Fagales; Betulaceae
Product: carotenoid 9,10(9',10')-cleavage dioxygenase 1-like
Exons: 13
Coding region: 73-1965 (630 amino acids)
Biological process (GO): carotene catabolic process
Cellular component (GO): chloroplast stroma
Molecular function (GO): carotenoid dioxygenase activity
Source: RefSeq, a predicted model, not a curated record